Molecule: messenger RNA, 5470 nt
Organism: Odobenus rosmarus divergens (Pacific walrus)
Lineage: Eukaryota; Metazoa; Chordata; Mammalia; Carnivora; Odobenidae
Gene: HCN4
Product: hyperpolarization activated cyclic nucleotide-gated potassium channel 4
Exons: 8
Coding region: 1004-4597 (1197 amino acids)
Biological process (GO): transmembrane transport; potassium ion transport
Cellular component (GO): membrane
Molecular function (GO): voltage-gated potassium channel activity
Source: RefSeq, a predicted model, not a curated record
GCCGCGGAAAGGCGAACCUAGAGCUCGGAGAAGGAGAGAUCGGGAAACCCCGUCCCCCGCCCCUUCCCCCCGCCCAGUCUUGGGGUGGAAAUUCGCAGCCCAAGCUGGAAUCCUAGACUUGGGGCGCGCUCCCAGCCUUGGCCAAGGAAAGGUAUUUGAGGGUAUAGGAUUAAGGACGCCUCUCCCCCCAGCCGCUAAGGUCUGGCGAGGGUCCACCCUGCGCCCCGGUGGGGCCCGCCCCCCGCCCCCCGCCCCCCUCCCCCCUCCCGGUCCCCGGCCCGCGCGCGGCUGCUCCUUUAAGAAGCCCAGGUAGGCAGGCCCGGCUGCGGGAGCCGCUCCUAUGGCAACCCGCGAGCUGCGGCGGCUUCAUGAAUAUUCCGGGGCGCGGGAGCCGAGCGCUGCCGGAGGGCGCUCCGGGGGAGGCGGCCGCUGAUGUAAGCCCGGCGGGCCGCUGGGCUCCGCUCGGCUGCGGCGGGAGCCCCGGGACCGGCCGGCCGGGCUUGGCCAGAGGAGGCGAGGCGAGCUCGCGAGUGGCUGGCCACAAAGCCGAGGCGGCGGGACAGACUGACAGCCCGCCGGCCCGCGGGACGCACGCCCGGGAGGCGCGCGGGUCGUGCGCUUUGCGCUCCAGAGCGGUUCUCCGAGCUCCGCGGCCGCAGCGCCGCUUCUACCCGCGCCCAUUGUUCCCCGCGGGGGCGGGGCGCCUGGAGCCGGGCCGCGCGCCGCGCCCCCGAACGCGGGAGGGAGAGAGGGAGGGAGCGCGGGGUCCCCGCGCCCAGCCCGGCCCGGGAGGAGGCGCAGCGCGGCGAGCCCGGGGACCCGGAGCCGGAUUGGGAGCCUCCCCGCGGCACCCAGCCUGCCCAAGCAUGGGCGCCUGAGGCGACCCGGAGCCGGCGGCGAAGGACGCGACCCCGCGGGCGGAGUGACCGGCGGGCGGACCUGGAGCGGGUCGGCGACGCCGCACCCGCGCCCCUGCCCCGGCCGGGCUCCGGCCCCUGGCGCCAUGGACAAGCUGCCGCCGUCCAUGCGCAAGCGGCUCUACAGCCUUCCGCAGCAGGUGGGGGCCAAGGCGUGGAUCAUGGACGAGGAAGAGGACGCCGAGGAGGAGGGGGCUGGGGGCCGCCAGGACCCCAGCCGCAGGAGCAUCCGGCUGCGGCCGCUGCCCUCGCCCUCACCCUCGGCGGCCGCGGGCGGCACGGAGCCCCGGGGCGCGGCCCUCGGGGCGGCGGACGGCGAGGGGCCGGCCCGCGGCGCGGGCAAGUCCAGCACCAACGGCGACUGCAGGCGCUUCCGCGGGAGCCUGGCCUCGCUGGGCAGCCGGGGCGGCGGCGGCGGCGCCGGAGCGGGGGGCGGCAGCAGUCACGGGCACCUGCAUGACUCCGCGGAGGAGCGGCGGCUCAUCGCCGAGGGCGACGCGUCCCCCGGAGAGGACAGGACGCCCCCGGGCCUGGCGGCCGAGCCAGAGCGCCCCGGCGCCUCGGCUCAGCCCGCAGCCUCGCCGCCGCCGCCCCAGCAGCCGCCGCAGCCGGCCUCCGGCUCCUGCGAGCAGCCCUCGGUGGACACCGCUAUCAAAGUGGAGGGAGGCGCGGCCGCCGGCGACCAGAUCCUCCCCGAGGCCGAGGUGCGCCUGGGCCAGGCCGGCUUCAUGCAGCGCCAGUUCGGAGCAAUGCUCCAGCCCGGGGUCAACAAAUUCUCCCUGAGGAUGUUUGGCAGCCAGAAAGCCGUGGAGCGCGAGCAGGAGAGGGUGAAGUCGGCCGGAUUUUGGAUUAUCCACCCCUACAGCGACUUCAGAUUUUACUGGGACCUGACCAUGCUGCUGCUGAUGGUCGGAAACCUAAUCAUCAUUCCCGUGGGCAUCACCUUCUUCAAGGAUGAGAACACCACACCCUGGAUCGUCUUCAAUGUGGUGUCGGACACAUUCUUCCUCAUCGACUUGGUCCUCAACUUCCGCACAGGGAUCGUGGUGGAGGACAACACCGAGAUCAUCCUGGACCCGCAGCGGAUUAAGAUGAAGUACCUCAAAAGCUGGUUUGUGGUGGAUUUCAUCUCCUCUAUCCCUGUGGACUACAUUUUCCUCAUCGUAGAGACUCGCAUUGACUCAGAGGUCUACAAGACCGCCCGGGCCUUGCGCAUUGUCCGCUUUACCAAGAUCCUCAGCCUCCUGCGCCUCUUGCGUCUCUCCCGCCUCAUUCGAUAUAUUCACCAGUGGGAAGAGAUCUUCCACAUGACCUACGACCUGGCAAGCGCAGUGGUGCGCAUAGUGAACCUCAUCGGCAUGAUGCUCCUGCUCUGCCACUGGGACGGCUGCCUGCAGUUCUUGGUGCCCAUGCUGCAGGACUUUCCCGACGACUGCUGGGUGUCUAUCAACAACAUGGUGAACAACUCCUGGGGAAAGCAGUAUUCCUAUGCCCUCUUCAAGGCCAUGAGCCACAUGCUGUGCAUUGGGUAUGGACGGCAGGCACCUGUGGGCAUGUCGGAUGUCUGGCUCACCAUGCUCAGCAUGAUUGUGGGCGCCACCUGCUAUGCCAUGUUCAUCGGCCACGCCACCGCCCUGAUCCAGUCCCUGGACUCCUCCCGGCGCCAGUACCAGGAAAAGUACAAGCAGGUGGAGCAGUACAUGUCCUUCCACAAGCUCCCGCCCGACACGCGGCAGCGCAUCCACGACUACUAUGAGCACCGCUACCAGGGCAAGAUGUUCGACGAGGAGAGCAUCCUGGGCGAGCUGAGCGAGCCACUGAGGGAGGAGAUCAUCAACUUCAAUUGCCGGAAGCUGGUGGCCUCCAUGCCUCUGUUUGCCAAUGCGGACCCCAACUUCGUGACCUCCAUGCUGACCAAGCUGCGCUUCGAGGUCUUCCAGCCUGGGGACUACAUCAUUCGUGAAGGCACCAUUGGCAAGAAGAUGUACUUCAUCCAGCACGGCGUGGUCAGUGUGCUCACCAAGGGCAACAAGGAGACCAAGUUGGCAGACGGCUCCUACUUUGGAGAGAUCUGCUUGCUGACUCGGGGUCGGCGCACGGCCAGCGUGAGGGCCGACACCUACUGUCGCCUCUACUCGCUGAGCGUGGACAACUUCAACGAGGUGCUGGAGGAGUACCCCAUGAUGCGGCGGGCCUUCGAGACGGUGGCGCUGGACCGCCUCGACCGCAUUGGCAAGAAGAACUCCAUCCUCCUCCACAAAGUCCAGCACGACCUCAACUCAGGCGUCUUCAACUACCAGGAGAACGAGAUCAUCCAGCAGAUCGUGCAGCAUGACCGCGAGAUGGCCCACUGCGCUCACCGCGUCCAGGCCGCCGCCUCGGCCACCCCGACGCCCACGCCGGUCAUCUGGACCCCGCUGAUCCAGGCGCCGCUGCAGGCCGCCGCGGCCACCACCUCGGUGGCCAUCGCGCUCACCCACCACCCCCGCCUGCCCGCCGCCAUCUUCCGCCCUCCCCCCGGCCCCGGGCUAGGCGGCCUCGGGGCGGGGCAGACGCCCAGGCACCUGAAGCGGCUGCAGUCCCUGAUCCCGUCGGCGCUGGGCUCUGCCUCGCCCGCCAGCAGCCCGUCGCAGGUGGACACGCCGUCUUCCUCCUCCUUCCACAUCCAGCAGCUGGCCGGCUUCUCCGCGCCCGCCGGCCUCAGCCCGCUCCUGCCCUCGUCCGGCUCCUCCCCGCCGCCCGGGCUCGGCGGCUCGUCCCCGGCUCCCACGCCCUCCGCCUCCGCCCCUGCCGCCGCGGCCGCCGGCUUCGGCCACUUCCACAAGGCGCUGGGCGGCUCCCUGUCCUCGUCCGACUCUCCGCUGCUCACGCCGCUGCAGCCCGGCGCCCGCUCGCCGCAGGCCAACCAGCCGCCGCCCCCGCUGCCCGGGGCGCGGGGGUGCCUGGGACUCCUGGAGCACUUCCUGCCGCCCCCGCCCUCCUCCCGGUCCCCGUCGGCCAGCCCCGGGCAGCUGGGCCAGCCUCCCGGGGAGCUGGCCGCCGGCCCGCCAAGUACGCCAGAGACGCCCCCGCGGCAACCUGAGCGGCCGUCCUUCGUGGCGGGGGCCCCCGGGGGGGCUUCUCCCGUAGCCUUUCCCCCCCGUGGAGGUCUCAGCCCGCCGGGCCACAGCCCCGGCCCCCCAAGAACUUUCCCAAGUGCCCCCCCUCGGGCCUCCGGCUCCCACGGCUCCUUGCUCCUGCCGCCCGCCUCCAGCCCCCCGGCCCCCCAGGUCCCCCAGCGCCGGGGCACGCCACCGCUCACCCCGGGCCGCCUCACCCAGGACCUCAAGCUCAUCUCAGCCUCCCAGCCGGCCCUGCCCCAGGACGGGGCGCAGACUCUCCGCAGAGCCUCUCCGCACUCCUCGGGGGAGUCCGUGGCCGCCUUCCCAACCGUCCCCAGAGCUGGCGGCGCUAGCGGGGGCAGCGGGGGCCUCGGCCCCCCGGGGAGGCCCUAUGGUGCCCUCCCCGGCCAGCAUGUCACUCUGCCUCGGAAGACAUCCUCAGGUUCUUUGCCACCCCCUCUUUCUUUGUUUGGGGCAAGAGCCGCCUCUUCUGGGGGGCCCCCUCUGACUGCUGCCCCCCAGAGGGAACCUGGGGCCAGGGCUGAGCCAGUGCGCUCCAAACUGCCGUCCAAUCUAUGAGCGGGUCCCCUCCCUCCCUCUUCUCUCUUCUUUUUUUCUCCCUUCUUUCUUCCUUCAGGUUUAACUGUGAUUAGGAGAUAUACCAAUACCAAUAAUAAUUAUCAUUAAAAAAAAAAAAACCCACACCAGAAAAACAAAAGACAGCAGAAAAUAACCAGGUAUUCUUAGAGCUAUAGAUUUUUGGUCACUUGCUUUUAUAGACUAUUUUAAUACUCAGCGCUAGAGGGAGGGAGGGGGCAGGGAGGCAGGCAGGGCCCAAAGGCAAAAGCCAGAAGAAUGCAGGUGGGGGUUUCUGGGGCUUGACGGGCGUGGGGGUGACCCACCUUUGGGGUUUCUUAGAGCAGGUCUGUUAUUGUGUUCGUUUUAGGGCAAUAGUCACCACCAGCCCCUUAGCUGCGGUCAUCUUGUUCCCCCCAGGAAGGCGUUGCCCCUGGAUGUGUUCCUGGGGAGCCUCAGUCACCCGAGUCCUUGAGACAAAAUGGGGCCAGGGCCCUGAGAGUCUUGCAUUUUUUUUUCUACUGCAAACUUAGCAAGCUAUGUAUAUGAAUAUGAAUAUGUAUAUGUAUGUAAAAUGUGUAUAGCUAUGUAGCGCCCUGCAGAGCCAUGUAGAUAGCCACUCACGUGUGUGCUCAUUUUAACCCCCCGUCGCCAGGACGCCCAGGGCACCUUACAUCCCGCAGCCCGCCUUGGCCCUCUGGCUGGGCACCCCAGGGUCUGGGGAAGAUGUUCUCUCCAGUCCUCAGGGAAGAGGACACCAGGACCUCUCAGCAGGGUCCCUUUCUCUCCAUCUCUGGUCUCAAAUCCAGUCCUAGCCCGACCUCUCCCCACACAGAAGCAGAAGACCCCCUCCUUCCCUGUGGGGCCUCAAGCACA